UUGAGGUGCUGCUGUAAUCUACAAACUGCUGUCCUUUGAACGGGGUGUGUUUGGUUCUCAGGCUUCAUGUGCGGCACGUCGGUGCUGGACAAAGAUGGGGUCAGCGCUGCUGUGGUCAUAGCAGAAAUGGCUGCCUGGCUGGACACCAAGGGCCAAACGCUGGCACAUCAGCUAACGGAGAUUUAUAAAACGUAUGGCUACCACAUUUCAAAAACCUCCUACUUCCUGUGUUACGAUCCCCCUACAAUCAAAAGGAUAUUUGAAAGGCUCCGAAACUUCGAUAUGCCUGAUUCUUACCCGACCUCUUGCGGGACGUACGGUAUUCUCCAUGUCCGGGAUGUCACCACCGGCUAUGACAGCAGCCAGCUAAAGAAAAAAUCGGUGUUGCCCGUGAGCAAAAACAGCCAGAUGAUCACCUUCACCUUUCAAAACGGCUGCGUGGCCACUCUCCGGACCAGUGGAACCGAACCAAAGAUUAAAUACUACGCCGAGAUGUGUGCGCUGCCAGGCCAGAGGUGGGGAAACUCCUCCCUGUCAACGGAGCCUGAUUCCUAGAAGGCCUUAUAGCCAAGAGAGGGGAGAGGGGAGAGGAAAUGGCCUU
Messenger RNA from Notechis scutatus (mainland tiger snake), 601 nucleotides. The record is from RefSeq and is a predicted model, not a curated record. NCBI's taxonomy places the organism in Eukaryota, Metazoa, Chordata, Lepidosauria, Squamata, Elapidae.